ACCCACCAAGCUUGGACUCGUGUCAUUCUGCUUUGCUUGCUAUAGCACCAACGUGUCUUUACCACAAGCCAUCUUUCCUCCUGAUUUGCCGCGUCGAUGUAUCUUACCUCUACGUGUCCCUUUGCUUCCUUUACUCCCCCUCUCAGUUCUCUAUAAAUACCCACUCGACUCUUUCGUGUUUUGUAUGUUGCAUGUGCGUUAACGAAAGGUUUCAAGCAAGAGGAGAGUUUAUAGUUUGGUAAUGGCUUCAGCACAAGAACGAUCUGACCUUGAUGCAAGGGCGAAGCAAGGAGAGACGGUUGUUCCAGGUGGAACUGGUGGCAAGAGCCUUGAAGCUCAGGAGCACCUUGCAGAAGGGCGGAGCCGUGGAGGGCAGACGAGAAGAGAUCAGCUAGGAACAGAGGGGUACAAGGAGCUGGGCCACCGUGGAGGUGAGACUAGAAGGGAGCAGAUGGGGACUGAAGGGUACCAGGAGAUGGGCCGCAAAGGUGGGCUUAGCACCAUAGACAAGUCUGGUGGAGAACGUGCUGCUGAGGAAGGGAUCGAAAUUGAUGAGUCCAAGUACAGAACCCGUAGCUAGGUUGUGUUGUGCCAGUGUCUUCUUUAACUAGCAUUUUGACCUUGGUAGCUGUAGAUUCUCCCAGUGUUCUUGUAGUGAUGGCAAUAUGCAUGGGUUGAUUUUGUUACCGGGUUUUCUUUUGAACCAACUCCUCCUACUUGGAGGAGGCAGUCCCAUGCAUAGCCUGUUGGGUUUUCUUUACUUUUUUUUUCUUUUUUUUUUUUGGUUGGAUUGCCUCUAUGUGCAGCUCUUUUGUUGGCUCGUUGACUUCUUUACGUAAUGUAAAUUAAUGUAGCAAGUAAUGACAGUCGCUUCUGUUUAGACCC
Messenger RNA from Manihot esculenta (cassava), 885 nucleotides. Its product is annotated as carrot ABA-induced in somatic embryos 3. NCBI's taxonomy places the organism in Eukaryota, Viridiplantae, Streptophyta, Magnoliopsida, Malpighiales, Euphorbiaceae. The coding region runs from base 242 to 580 and encodes 112 amino acids. The record is from RefSeq and is a predicted model, not a curated record. Gene Ontology annotation, biological process: response to abscisic acid. The transcript is spliced from 2 exons. Gene Ontology annotation, cellular component: cytosol.